AUGAAUUAUUCAUAAGAAUUUUAAGUGUAGAAAUUUUUUGAGCCAUCACAAGAUGUUAUCAAAAUGAUUGCCAAAAAUGAAUUCCUAUAUAUUGCAUAUUCAAAUGAGAUUAUUGUACUAUCAAUAAAGCGUUUAACUCAAAGAAAGGAUAUUAUUAAAAAAAAAAUCAACAUACCUAAAUUUCAAACAUUUGAUACUUUAACUAGUGCUUUUAAUGAUAAUGAACAAACUAAAUUUAUUGCAUUAGCAUAUCGUGAAGAUUCUUACCCUAUAUUAUAUAGCAGCAAUCUUGAAAAAAGAAUUAUAUCACUUAAUUCUGAAUAACCAUAAAUUAAGGAUUUCUAUGUUAUGGAAGAAUAAAUAAUUGUUUUAUGGAAUAAUGGGGCUUUAGUUAUAGAUUAAUAAUUAAUGUUUGAUAAUGUAAAAGCGAUAUCAUGUUGGAAUAAUAAUUUGGCUGUGUAUAGAAAUAAUGAGCUUUUAAUUGGAAAUAUAAAAUUAAAUUUGAAUUAAGAGUAUAAAGAUGAAAUGAUUUAUGCACAUUCUCUUUUAGUUUUAUAUAAUUCAUCUUAAAUUCUUAUUUAUGAUGAUAAAAAUACUUUUGAGAUACCAUUUCCUGGUGCAUUAUAAAUAGAAAUUAUAGAUGAAGAUACUUUAUAUAUAUUAUGUGGAACUUAAAUAUAGAGUCUUAAAAUUAGAUCUUAAGAAAAAUAGAUUAAAUUACAAUUGACUUUUAUGAGCAAGUUUUAUCCAAUUAAUGAAUAAGAUUUCUUAUUCAAAAAUGGUAAUAUUAUGAUCUCUAAUAAAUGGAGUAAAAUCAAUAGAGUAAUUUCGGUUUGUAAAUCAUACAAUCAAAUUUUAGAGUUUGCUUGUCUUAAAGAAUAAGUAGGAUAAUCAAUAAAUUGUAUUAUUAUGGAAAAAGAUCCAUAAGAACUUUUCAGAUUAAUGAUUUAACCUUAAUUAAAUAGUAAUUUUUAAUAACCACUUAAUAUCAAUGAUUUUAAGAUAUAUUACUAUUAUCUCAAAAAGGAAAUUAUGUGUUUAGAAAUUGCUAAAUAAUUAUAUGAAAAAAAAAAUAAAGUUUAAGAUUAAUUACUAAAAUAAUAUAAAUUUGAAGACUUAUAAAAAGCAACUGGUAAAGCUAUAUUGAAUUUAUUAAUGUUAAUGGAAUAACAUGAAGUAUACAAAGACUUUUAUAAUCAUAUUUAUAUAUCUUAUCUUGAGUCAAUUAAACCAACAAAUGAUAAAAUUAAAAUUUAGAUUGCUGCAGUAAAAAAUAAGUUUGUACCAAGUCUCUUAAGAAAAGAAGAUAUUUGCCCAAUCUGUAAAUAAUAAUUAAUUACAUGGGUUACAUGUCCAACUCAUAGAUUUAUUAGAUGUUAAACUACAAUUGAACCAGUCUAUUUAUAAUAAUUAUUUGUUUGUAAAGGAUGUGACUUACAAUCUAUAGAGUCUAUUAAAGUCUGUCCAGUAUGUGGUUGUGAGAUGAAAAGAUUAUUAAAAUAAUGA
Paramecium pentaurelia is the source of this 1506-nucleotide messenger RNA. NCBI's taxonomy places the organism in Eukaryota, Ciliophora, Oligohymenophorea, Peniculida, Parameciidae. The record is from the annotation of a GenBank genome assembly.